Podospora pseudocomata is the source of this 717-nucleotide messenger RNA. RefSeq lists its product as uncharacterized. The transcript is spliced from 2 exons. The record is from RefSeq and is a predicted model, not a curated record. Bases 1 to 717 code for a protein of 238 amino acids. NCBI's taxonomy places the organism in Eukaryota, Fungi, Ascomycota, Sordariomycetes, Sordariales, Podosporaceae.
AUGCCCAAAAGGCUCAUCGAAGUGACCACUACCGCAGCUUCGGGGAGUCUUUACGCUCGAUUGGUCACAAACCCCACGCCAGGUCGUUAUGCCGCGCUGAGCUACUGCUGGGGCGGUGACCAAAAGUCCAAGACCAUCAGAAGUGUUUUGGGUACCUACGAGAAAGAAAUCCUAAUGGGAUGCGUUGACAGUAACACACGGUAUCGGCCUCCGCUACCUCUGGGUGACGCCAUGGCAAUCGUUCAAGACGACGAUGAGGACAGAGACGAGCAGAUAUCCCAGAUGCACCGCAUCUACCUCGGCGCCUCCUUCACCAUCGUCGCAGCAAAGGCAGUGACCAGCCUUGACGGUUUUUUCGCCCCAAGAGCAAAGUACCAGCCCUCCAUCAUCUCCGCCCGGCUGGAUGACAACGUCUUUGGGGAAAUACUUGCCUUUCCAAAGCACGAUAUCCUCAGUGACUAUAACCUCUUUACUCGCGGUUUGACAUUUCAGGAGACGCAGCUCUCGACAAGGAUACUGGCGUAUGGCUUGUAUGAAUUGAUGUACUCGUGUUUAGAGGGCAGGCAUCGGGAUGGUGGAUACGAGCAUGUGUUCGAUCCGCCACCGGCUUCAAUCUACCUGCGCGACACGAGCGACGAUCCUGCAGCACAAAUGGUGGAGAAUCUCGACCCGGGAAAUCAAAAGCUGGGGCGGGAUGAACAGAUCAACAGUGGUUGA